This is a messenger RNA of Opisthorchis viverrini, 6119 nucleotides long. RefSeq lists its product as hypothetical. The record is from RefSeq and is a predicted model, not a curated record. Lineage: Eukaryota; Metazoa; Platyhelminthes; Trematoda; Opisthorchiida; Opisthorchiidae. The transcript has 20 exons. The coding region runs from base 92 to 5950 and encodes 1952 amino acids.
CUACUAAUGAAAAACCGAUGUUUUUGACGGAGAAUUAUCAAGCUAUGCUCUAUCGCACUGGAAUUUACAAUCACUAGAAACAUUUGUGGUCAUGCUGUCCGCAUACACAAACGGGAUGAAGUCCCCCAAAUCCAGACGAGCUAUACUUCGUAGCAAAUCACAACGGGAAAGAACCAACCCAAAAUGUGUGAUAUCCUCACGCCAUAAGGUGCCAAGUUUUGAUAAACUGGAUCAGGCUGAUAACGGAAAACCUCCAAAAACGCUAUUGAAGAUUGAAAAUGAUGGGGGAAAUGAGAUUAUUUAUAUUCUCCCACGACGUGCACAAGAUUUGGGGCAUACAGCAGACUGCGCGGUUUUGAAACAGAGUGCCAGGAUAAUGGCAGACGAAAGUCCUAACAAGCGUGUGCAAACAAAGCGCCGUGACAACAGAAAUCCAACACUUUUGGAACGGUUGGUUCACAGUCGAAAUAUAUGGUGUUGUCCGAAUAUUGACAGGAAUAUGUCUGAGGAAUUGUUAAACGGUGCAGAGCAGGGGAACUUUGUACUGCGAGCCAGCAACAGUACGGAUGCUAUGGUGCUUAGUCGGUGCAUCAGCAGUGAAUCAAACUACCCAAUUGGAAGCGAACCUGAGCAGACUGUUGAACACCACAUCAUCACCGUCCUACCUCGUUCGGGUUACUGCCUGGCUGGCGACAAGACAGCUCAUUUGGUUUUCGGCAGUGUAAUUCAUCUACUGCAUUUCUACAUCCGUCUGUCCAGCAGACGACUCGGAACGGAGGGACCAUUUCUCCAACUUCCCCGAUCGAUAAUGGAGGCGAAAACCAUGAACGAUUUGGACCAUUUGAACCGUCAGGGGAUUGAUUUUUGGUCGACCAGGCUUGUAAAUGACACGAAGCGCGAAUUGGUUGAUCAGCCUUCGCAGCACAGGCAGUGCUCAACCGCUCCUCAGACUAGCCCAGAACCGCCAAAACGACGCCUGCGACCGAAUUCGGUAGAUCGACGGACAGACAAGCAGGACGACCUGGAUUAUUUCCUUCGCCGAAUAGUCACCGAUCGACAAAGUCGAGAAACACGCCCUGAUGAAAAAACAUGUGGUUCAACCACCAUUUCUCGUCCGGGUUCUCGUCUUCGAGCGACCUCGGUCAACGCCCAUGACAAUAUGCGACAACCCUUGUGCAAAACUGCGAAAGACCUGCCUUCUCACAAGGACGGGUAUGCCUCGGAAAACUCUGUGUGGCCAGCGACAAAACAAGCUGUCGAUUCAAAUCAGUCGGGUGCACAUUCUGUCCAGUUGAUUGAACGAUUGCCGCUCCCAAUGACAGAUCGUUUUCAGACUGUUCGGUGCAGUGCAGGCAAAACGGGGAUAUAUGAAGGUGAGCAGAGUGAAUUUUGGCGGUCCGUACCGGUGAAAAACCUUCCUCGAAAACCAUCCAUUGAUUCCACAACUGACUAUCAGAACAUUAUGAGUAAGAAUCCACCGUCACAGAAGAUACGCGCGACAGAAUAUGCUAGGGACCAUGGACAAAUGCUGUGCCCACCGCCUCCACGUUAUACGCCCAAUGGAAUCAAUGCUACGGUGCCCCCUUGCACUGACUCACAGGCAGGUCAGUGUUCUGCAGUUGUGAAUUUGUGGCCCAGUCGCCCUCACCGGAUUAUCACUGGUCUUCUGUGUCGAACUCUGGAUGAACACUUACGAUCCAUAGAAGCGGCCGAGCAUCUCCAAUCGAAGAAGCACAUGGUCACUAUAGAACAAAAUGGAAACGGCCAUAAGAUUCAAUACCCUUCAGUGAAAGAAACCUUGGAGAUAAGGACCUCUAAUCCCUUAUCAGAUUCACACAGUGGAAUAAAUAACCUCGCUUCAGUGGGACACAAUUCUGCCGAAGGCCAUACUCCUGGGAUUACUACCAGUGCAGAGAAAGAACCCGCUGUCCUCCCCGAUCCUCGGAAGUUCAGCUCUAACGAUCCGACACAGAAAAUUCUCGAAUUUCCCACCCCCAAAUCUGUCGGACGAGUGUUUGUCAUGGAAGCUGCAACCUACUCCAGCGAUGACUAUGAGUUUCUCUCAGAAACCGGACCAUCUCGUCCAUAUGUUGCCCCAGCUCAAACCUCAAAUCAAGGACAUUCUCAUUCGGGAGAUGAGAAACAAUGUAUCUCCCCGGUGGUCAAGGGAACCAGAUUGCGCCGGGCUGCCACGACCCGGGAGGGCCAACGGAAAUUCCCAUUUGGUUCCGGUGAUGAUGCGGGAAUUGGUAAUCGUCAUGCCCUGCUACUAGACGGCUGGGAUAAAUGGAAAACGGUGAAUGUGCAACAGAAUUCACAAGGAAAAUGGCCGAAAAAUGGGGCCGAAAUACCUUCACAAAACCAUACCUUGGUGGACAAUCCCGCUACCAUUCAAUCAAAUCUGAAUGUGUUUUUUGGUCCUCAAGCCGCAUUGGACAGACAGCCUUCCCCCAAACCCCGGACGGUAAAAAACCUCAGGACAGAAUGUCCUUUGAAGGCUGAUGAUGGAGAACCCCUGACAACGAAGUCUAAUGAAGAUGAUUCUGCUUCGAAACAAGACUACCUAUUGUUCGGUGGAAGUAAGCCAACACUCACAGUUGGGACCACACCGAAACCCUCUGCGCCGUUGGAAGCUGAUGCAGUGCCAGAUCCCACAAAUGCACGAUGCCGUCGACUAACUGCGGAUGAUAGUGAACGCCGAGAAAACACAUCAGAACUAGGUCCCUCACCUUCGACUAGCAGUCGUGCAAGCACGGUCUUUUGUCUCCCAUGGGACACGGCUCCAUUCGGUGGUUACCUAUCCGACUUGAUCAAUCUGGCUGGUGGCACAAACGGAUCAGGCAGUCGGAAGGAACUUGUCUAUCGUCGUCGCACCAUGUCCGGUUUGGACCGACGUUAUCCUCUCGACAGACUCUCUGUCAGCAACGAACUGUCCGCUUCCUCGGCGGAUUCACAGAACAAAGCUGAAUUUCAAAGACUACUCCUGUUGUGGAUGCAAACAAACGGUAAUACGGGAGCCACAGCCGAUACGUUACCUGUUGCCGCAAACGGCCAAACGACCGUUCCCAACCACCCUCCCCUGGUGACAGACAGUCGAAAGACAAAUAUUCCGCCGCCAAUCCCGCGACGUCGCUCACGCCAUGGUAACGGUGUGAGGCAGUCUGCCUUUGCAUAUCCAUCCGACAUCUCAAUGGUUUCAGAUAUUAGUCCCUAUGCAGUAACAGUAUGUCCCACAAAGUCCCAAUUUUCGAAAGAUCACGAAUGCCCGUCAAAACUAAAGCCAUUUCAAGGUACCAGCGCCGUCGAUCCUAAUGAAGGUUCCGAUGUGUAUGACGAAGCCUUUUGUGGAAAUGAUGAGGACGUUGUCAGACGCACGGAUCCAGUUCCUAUCCAUUCUCAGCCAUCUUCACGCAUCCCAACUCCCUUGUCCAAACUGGAAUCAACGUUCUGUGGAUCGGCACCAAGCUCCUCGCCGAACAUGCCCACUGGUGAUAGACCACCGAAUUAUGUUUAUGCUCAAGUGAUUCCUCGGCAUCUUCGCAAUCAUUCAGAAUCGGACAGUGGCAGCGAUAAGAAGAAACAAAGCAGUCAGAAUCCUUUGGCUCCAGAAAAGUCAAAUGGCACUUCAAAAUUUGGCCAUGGGAGAAAACAGCUUGCAUACGUGGAAAUUGACGAUGCAUUCUAUGCAGAUGGAUAUGGCUGCGCAACUUUGGGGGCGGGUGGUAUGCCUCUGUGUUCGACCGUCGACAAUUACUACCGCCCAAAUCCCUUGCUCUCGUCCAAUUCAAAUUCAAGUUUAUCCGACUACUCAUCCCAGUCCAGUAGUCAUUCGAAUCUGGGUGGUGAGUCAUCCACAUUCUCCUCUGCGCGCUUCCAGACGGCACAAACAUCACGCAGAGGAAGUCCUGGACGACCGACCGAGGUAAAACAGUCCGGCUGGUACAUCAGGAAAUUUCUGCAACGCUUGAUCAAAGACAAAACUGGUGAGGUUGCGGAGCAGAUUGGUCUGUUUAUUGAGUGCACCAGAGCGAGCUCCGACCGGGGUCCGUACCGAACCAUGCAGUCGAUUCGGCAAUUCAUCAACGGAAUGACAAAUUAUCUGAUGCGGAAUCCCAAACUUGGACUCUCGGAAGCUGUGAACAAGGAGAAAGAACAGCUUUCGGACUAUGGAUUCCUCAAUGUUGGUGCCAUCUUGGAAACAACUCUGCAGAAGUAUGUCCUCCGUCCGCUGCAUCGCCACGUGAUACGACAACUAAAAAGAGAACAAAUUAGGCACAAUGAACUCGAGUCGGUUCGGGCUAAAAUUCAUUUGGCACGCUGUUCACCCAGCGACUCUCUACCUCCGUCUUACGGUGUCUCUAAAUUAGUCCCAAGUCCAACUGACUCAACUGUUCAGCGAGUGAAUGAACUAUUCCACCAAAUGGAGAGUCACUAUGCCGUGUCCCGCAAGAUGUCCCAUUUGAGUGAAAUCUUCAGGUUGAUUCGCGACGAAGUAAACUCUCGAAUUUCCACACAUAACAUACAGCUGUCCUCAGAAGACUAUCAUCCAAUCUACGCGUGGACACUGGCCAGAGCUGGACUACUCCUGGCCCCUCUGAUUCCCGAUCCGAUCAAUUCUGAUCACUCGUGUCCCACCAAAGCGGCAUUUUGUCCCGCAGCUCUUCAGGCUGACUACCUUGAUGGCUUGUUGACCAAGUCACAGCUUAGUAACCAAGCCAUAGAUCAAUGCAGUUUGAACGACUUGUUUGGAACUCUCUACUGGGUUUGGAGUCGUUCGACAACACAUCCAGACCUGCAACGUGGUAGUUCGGUAGAACAUUUGGUUUCCAGUGAUAUGGAAAGUCCAAGAACGCCCAACGUCAGUGCUACGCCAAACGGUGGUUUCACCUCGGAUUUCCAACAGUGUGCGAUGUUACCACCACCGCCAGUCUCGAUGCAACAUCCGGAUCACUUCAAGUCGAUGAAGAGAAGAAUUAUCCCUCCGAGCCGGCGAAAAACAGUGACAACGGUCCAACACCCAGGAGCCAGUCCUGUCGAGUCACAAUCCGGCUCUCCAGUUACCGGGUCGAAAUUCGAAUUCGUCUCCAAAAUCCCAGCCAACACGUUACAACGUGCGGCGUCCAAACAGUCGGUGAGAAGCUACGGUAUAGAAACAGAACAGGCUGUGACAGUUCGAUCGGGAGAUGUGGAACACUUGUCUGCCCGAUGGCGACCUUGGGCACCAAGUGUUUCGGGCUCGGGUUUUUCCACAACUGCCGGAUCUGCUCGUGAACAGCCGCUUGUUCGUGUUCUUGUAAUGGACGAAAAGACCAACCAAAUGCGUAGCCAAUUCUACCCUGUACGACCAAGUCUGACAGCAAGUGAACUAUGUAAUAUUUUGGCGUUCAGGAUGAAGAUCUUCGAUCCGAAGGAAUUCGGUUUGUUCGUUCACGUCGAAGGCAGGGAAAUUCCACUGGACGACAGUCUCCGUAUAGCCGACUUCAUUGACACCACCCAAGCCGAUGUGUUUGACUUACAACACCUCAACGCGGUCCGAUCCAACAUGAGCACUCCCGGGAGUGUAAAAGACUUACCGACCAUACCUCUAACAAUGAAUACCACACACACAACAGCUCCCUCGGCGUCAUCCAGAUCCGGCUCACCUAGCCCCCUGGAAGCCACAAUGAACCGACCACAUAAGCCGAACCGGAGCAUACCUUGUGUUGUCGCACCAUCUUGGUGGUCGGCUUGGAAACGUAAAGGUGUACCUUUCAGUUUUGAUAGAAAACACAGCUCCCCAAACAUUACUCAUGAUGCUGCGGAACUCGUGGGUCAAGCGCCCACUGCGAUCGAUGCGGGAACGCGCGUUUCGAAAACAAAUACAAAGCCCGUAAUGAUUUACAGACGUACUUCCGGGUAUUUCGCCAUUUCAGACAGAGCGCUGUCAGAAGACAACAGUUCAAUUUCGUGACCAAUCAAAAUGCUUGGUGGAACACAGCGUGUGGAAGGUGCAUACAAGCGCGACCCAAGUUACUGGGAUCACUUGUUUUGAUUAUCGCUAUUGUUGAUCUUGUUAUUUGAGCUUUCGUUUUUCGGUAUAUUAUAUGACUUAUUCAUUUGAGAGUCGAUCUCUGUGAAAA